Molecule: messenger RNA, 4279 nt
Organism: Hypomesus transpacificus
Lineage: Eukaryota; Metazoa; Chordata; Actinopteri; Osmeriformes; Osmeridae
Gene: cand2
Product: cullin-associated and neddylation-dissociated 2 (putative)
Exons: 15
Coding region: 233-3931 (1232 amino acids)
Biological process (GO): protein ubiquitination; SCF complex assembly
Cellular component (GO): nucleus
Source: RefSeq, a predicted model, not a curated record
GGUGGCGGUAGAAACAGGGUAUACAUUUUACUCCCCCUAGACCCCAACUUGACUAGCACCUAUUUAUAUCGCACAAGUGUCAUGUUUCCCACUAGUUUGUACUUGGCUAAGAGCGUCAUUAUUGCGCCCCGAUUUCGCCGUGUUGUCCGGUUAAAGCUCUGUUUCAGUCUUUCCUAAAAUAUAUUGUGAAAUACAAAAAUCGCAUUGACAGUGACAGUUCUAAAGAAACAAGAUGUCGACUGUUUCCUACCAUAUCUCCAACCUGUUGGAUAAAAUGACAUCCACCGACAAAGACUUUCGGUUCAUGGCAACCAACGACUUGAUGGUGGAGCUGCAGAAGGACUCCAUAAAGCUGGACGAGGACAGCGAGAGAAAGGUGGUGGCCAUGCUGCUGAAGCUGCUGGAAGACAAGAAUGGAGAGGUCCAGAACCUGGCUGUGAAAUGCCUGGCUCCUCUCGUGAGCAAGGUGAAGGACUACCAGGUGGAGACCAUGGUGGACACGCUAUGCUCCAACAUGCUGUCAGACAAGGAGCAGCUUCGAGACAUCUCCAGCAUGGGCCUUAAAACAGUCAUCGCCGAGCUUCCCCCCUCCUCUUCAGGUCUGACGCUGACGGCCAGUGUGUGUAAAAAGAUCACCUCUCAGCUGAUUGGAGCCAUGGGGAAACAGGAAGAUGUUACUAUCCAGCUGGAGGCCCUGGACAUCCUGUCAGACAUGUUGGAAAGGCUGAGUGGUGCGCUGGUCAGUUUCCACCCCUCCCUGCUCUCCUCUCUGCUUGGUCAGCUGACCAGCCCUCGUCUGGCUGUGAGGAAGCGCUCCAUCCUGGCUCUGGGUCACCUGGUGCCCUGCUGUAGCCCCGCCCUCUUCACCCAUCUCACUGAGCACCUAUUGGCUCAGCUGGCCCAAGCCCCACCCCCUUCCACCUCCACCACACGUACUUACAUCCAGUGCCUGGCAACCGUCAGCAGGCAGGGUGGACAUCGCGUUGGUGAGCACCUGGAGAAGGUGGUUCCCAUGGUGAUGCGGUUCUGCACUGUGGAGGAUGAUGAGCUGCGGGAGUCGUGCUUCCAGGCCCUGGAGGCCUUCCUGCACAGGUGUCCCAAGGAGAUGUCCCCUCACGUUGCCAAAGUGAUGCAGCUGUGUCUCCGUUACCUUAGUUAUGACCCCAACUACAACUAUGAUGCAGAGGAAGACCUGGAAGACAGCAUGGAACAGGAUGGAGAGGAAGACCCAGAGUCUGAUGAUGAGUACAGUGACGACGAUGACAUGAGCUGGAAGGUUCGUCGCUCAUCUGUCAAGUGUCUGGAGGUGCUCAUCUCCACGCGCAGGGACCUCCUGCUGGACCUCUACACCACCGUCUGCCCCGCCUUGCUCGCGCGCUUCCGCGAGCGGGAGGAGAACGUGCGAGUGGACAUCUUCACAGCGUUUGUGGCGUUGCUGCGGCAGACACGCCAUCCCCCCGGUCUGGUGACCUCUGACCCCAGAGAAGACCCCACCCUCGCCAUGCUCCGGAAACAGGUUCCCGUGGUGAUGAAGGCUCUCCACAGGCAGCUGAGAGAGAAGAGCAUGAAGACCAGACAGGGCUGCUUCUGCCUGCUAACAGAGCUGUCUACUGUCCUGCCUGGAGGGCUGGCUGAGCAUAUCCCCACCCUCAUACCUGGUAUCAUUUUCUCCCUGACAGACAAGUCCACCUCCUCCAACAUGAGGAUGGACGCCCUGGCCUUCCUCAGUGUGCUUCUCCUCAGCCACCCUCCAGAGGUCUUCCACCCCCAUAUGCCUCUCCUGCUUCCCCCCGUGGUGCUCUGCGUGGACGACCCCUUCUACAAGAUCACAUCCGAGGCCCUGCUAGUCACCCAGCAGCUGGUCACCGUGCUGCGCCCCCUAGGGCCCGGGGCGGCGGCGUUCGACGCCAAGCCCUACGUGAAAGAGGUGUUCUCCGGGACCCUGCGGAGGCUGAAGGCCACGGACAUCGACCAGGAAGUGAAGGAGAGGGCAAUUUCCUGUAUGGGCUACAUUGUGUGUCACCUCGGCGACCAGCUGGGGGCGGAGCUGCAGCCCACCUUGCUGAUCUUCCUGGAGCGCCUGAAGAACGAGAUCACCCGGUUAACUGCCGUCAAGGCCCUCAUGUUGGUCGCCAGCUCCCCGCUGAAGGUGGACCUGAGGCCCAUCCUUGGGGAGGCCAUGCCUAUUCUGGCAUCCUUUCUCCGGAAGAACCAGCGGGCCCUGCGGCUAGGCACCUUGUCCGGGCUGAGGGUUCUGGUGUCUGGGUACGGCUCCUGCCUCACUGCCCCCCUGCUGGAGCCCCUGCUCCUGGAGCUGCCAGCUCUUCUGGAAGAGAGCGAUAUGCAUGUGGCCCAGGAGUGCAUGACCCUGCUCAGCAGUCUGGCCUCUUCCUGCCCCCCUGCCCUUCCCCUGAUAGCAGCGUCCGUCCUGCCCGGGGUGGUAAGACUGGUCCAUUCCCCCCUUCUGCAGGGGGGAGCUCUGGCAGCUAUCCAGGAUCUUCUCAGGGCUCUAGUGCUCUCCAAGGCUAGCGGUUUGGGCUACACCCCUCUGCUCCAGUUGCUUACCGGCCCCUUACUCACUCCACACAGGACCCCAGAGACAGACCUCAUCCACAGACAGUCCUACUACUCUGUGGCCAAGUGUGUCGCUGCCCUGUCUGCUGCCUGUCCCAAAGAGGCCCAGAGCAUGGUGUCCAGCCUGAUCCGGCAGGUGAAGGACCCCCAGGCCCCUGAGCCGGCCAGGAUGCUGUCCCUCCUCUGCCUGGGGGAGGUGGGCCGCUGCGUGAGCCUGGGGGGCCACAAGGAGCUCCAGGGGGUCCUGAUGGAGGCCCUGUCCUCCCCCAGCGAGGAAGUGAAGUGGGCGGCCUCUUCUGCCCUGGGGAACGUAUGUGUGGGCAGCCUGGAGGACUACUUGCCCUUUCUGCUCCAGGAGAUCUCCAGCCAGCCCCGCAGGCAGUACCUCCUCCUCCACGCCCUGAAGGAGGUGAUCAGUGCGGGGGCCACUGCCAGCCUCACGUCCCACGUAGAGGCCAUCUGGACUCUGUUGGCCAAGAACUGCGAGUGUCCCGAGGAGGGCACCAGGAAUGUGGUGGCAGAGUGUCUGGGCAAACUCACCAUGGUCAGUCCUGCCCAGCUCUUGCCCAGGCUCAAAAAGCAGCUAGCAGCAGGCUCCCCUCUGGCCCGCAGCACAGUGGUCUCAGCAGUCAAGUUCACCAUCGUUGACCAGCCGGUCCCCAUAGACACUCUCCUGAGGGACUGCAUAGGCGACUUCCUGAAGACUCUGCAGGACAAGGAUAUCAACGUGCGUCGCGUUGCCUUGGUGAUGUUCAACUCGGCAGCCCAUAAUAAGCCGGGUCUGAUCCGCGAGCUGCUGGGCUCAGUGCUACCACACCUGUACAGCGAGACACAGAUCCGCAAGGAUCUCAUCAGAGAGGUGGAGAUGGGUCCAUUCAAGCACACGGUGGAUGACGGGCUGGACGUGAGGAAGGCAGCGUUUGAGUGCAUGUACACCCUGCUGGACAGCUGCCUGGACAGACUGGACCUGCUGAUCUUCCUAGACCACGUAGAGGAGGGUCUCAAAGACCACUACGACAUCAGGAUGCUGACGUUCCUGAUGCUGGCCAGAAUGUCGUCUCUGUGUCCAGAUGCUGUGGUCCAGAGGUUGGACAGACUGGUGGAACCCCUGAAGGCCACCUGCACCACCAAGGUGAAGGCUGGCUCUGUGAAGCAGGAGUUUGAGAAGCAGGAGGAGCUGCGUCGCUCCGCCAUGCGGGCAGUGGCGGCCCUGCUCACCAUCCCCGAGGUGGAGAAGAGCCCUGCCAUGGCUGACUUUGCCAACCAGAUCCGCUCCAACGCAGAGAUGGCCUCCAUCUUUGACAGCAUUCUGGGAGACCCCUCCUCUAGCGCCGUGGAAAACAUGGAUAUUAGCUAGAGCCCUCCAAACAUCAAACCUGCUUACUGAACAACACAGAACCCCUGGGAUAAUGGAACAUGGUUGGCUAGAACCCUUGUUAUGUUAGAACACUCACUUGCCUGAACUCUCAAAACACACAACCCCAUUGGCUGGAACCGGCAGUACAUGGCUCUUACUAGUGUAGAACCAACUUGUAAAAUAACAUGGUUUCAACAACCUUGUUGUACUGCAGUAGUAAUACUUAAAAGGGCCACAGCCAUACAGCGUCAGUGUUAUGUGAAUGAACACAGACUCUACCCUCGUGUCCACAUCACCAUACCAGAAGUGCCUCUUAGUCAUUCAACAUGGUAUUAAAAACGAGUUUUG